This is a messenger RNA of Neurospora crassa OR74A, 2065 nucleotides long. RefSeq names its product glutaredoxin. The coding region runs from base 428 to 1192 and encodes 254 amino acids. The transcript is spliced from 3 exons. Gene Ontology annotation, molecular function: glutathione disulfide oxidoreductase activity. Gene Ontology annotation, cellular component: fungal-type vacuole; cis-Golgi network; cytoplasm. The record is from RefSeq and is a predicted model, not a curated record. NCBI's taxonomy places the organism in Eukaryota, Fungi, Ascomycota, Sordariomycetes, Sordariales, Sordariaceae. Gene Ontology annotation, biological process: cellular response to oxidative stress.
UCUCUGCCUGGAAACCGAACCCCAACCGAAGCCCCCUUGUCGACGACAUUCAUUCUCUGGUCCCCAGUUUCGAUCCAACUCUUUCGGCUCCGACAUACCACAAACACGCUGCGACUUCUUUCAGCUACCCCCUCAUCCAUAUAUGUAUUUGUGAUCGAAGGCAAGCACAUCUAGCAUCAACAGCUCGUUUGUUCUCUGGCAACAUUGGCACACAGCAUACUUAAGCUGCGGUGCGGCCUCUCCUGACGGCGCGGAGAAUGACACAUUGUUGCGCACGUCUCCAUCGUUAAACGAAGCAACUUCUACACCAUCUUCACCACGCCUAUAACUGGCCGUCGCCCCCACGUUCGUCGACGACCAGUCCGUGUAAACGUCUUUCGCUAAACCAUCCUUAAAUCACCGGUUACAGCUUUCCUAUUUGCCCACCAUGCCAUCCCAGCGACGCAUGAGGGCGCUUUUAUACAUUGCCUUGGCCGGCUUCAUUACGUUACUCUUCUUCACCUCACGUGCCCGCCAUGCACAAGAGCCCGACCCCCGCUCGAUCCAAGAUUUUUACCACAAGACCAAAAGUGCGAUGGAAGGGUCAAGGAUAGGCGGCGGCAGUAGGAGAGGACAGGCGGUGGUCGGGACACAGAAGGUCGAGUUUGACGAGGACGAUGCGAUCGUGGCCAAGGCAAUGCAGGAACGUCUCAGGAAAGCAGAGCAGAUGGCCAAGAGCAAUGCCAACGCAAAAGCCCCCAACAAGCCCGACGAUCCGGAAGCUGUCGUCGGCGUUGGAAGCUCGGCCCAUGGACAGAACCAUCUCGGCAAGGGAGACUCCGUCGAGACCGAGGAGCACCACGCGAUCCUGGAGGAACUUAGGAGCAUUCUCAAGAAGUCACCAAUCAUCAUCUUCUCCAAAAGCUAUUGCCCGUACUCGAAGAAAGCGAAGAGCCUUUUGCUGGGUGACUACCAAAUCGACCCUGCGCCCUACGUCGUCGAAUUGGACCAACAUCCAUUGGGCCCCGGAAUCCAGGCUGAGCUCGGCGACAGGACAGGAAGGAAGACAGUUCCCAAUAUUCUCGUCGGCGGGAUAAGCAUAGGAGGCUCCGACGACAUUGCCAAGCUUGACCAGGAGGAAACACUGAUCGAAAAGAUCAUGUCACUAGCGGGGAAGCGACUCACAGUGACGAAGCACUCCAAAUCGAAUUAGGAUAUCGUGGCGCCAUAACGGCAUUUCGGCCCGGAAGCAUGUAUCGAUAGUCGGAAGGAAGAAUGAAGACGCAUUUUCCCGCAUGACAUGGCGUUGUUAGUUGUUUAUAAGGCCAAACAAAUUCCCGCCAGCUACAGCCAAAGGGUCGCCCUGAACACAACAUCUCUAUGCGACCCCUAUACGUAGCGUCGAUCCUUGCAAGAUUGAAAACCGUUGUGGAAUCGGCGUGCACCUACUUCGCUGAGAGGUGCGAUAGGCUCAAUAAUAGGGCGAUUGCAUGAAGAUGGCUGGUCGUGGCUCAUGCGUACAUAUAUCUAGGCUUGUCAGCAGAAGGUUGGAUGGAGCGGGAAAAUCGCGAGAACCGGUGGUGGUGUUGCAGGCUCAGUCAUGGCGUGCACGUCACCCAAACCUGUCCGGGCCGUCCGAGCAUGAGACCAUCACUUUCCGUCCCGAAGAUGUCGACAUGGCAUUCACCUCUCCACAAUAAAGGGAUCCACUAGUAACCUUGAUGGCUGGACUUCUGCCCACAGGGGUGCAUUGCAAAAACGAUGCGCGUUACUAUCGAUAUGUCGAACAUUCACUUGCCAUCCUAUUGUCGCUCAGCCAGACGAGAAUGGAUGCAUGACCGACAUGGUAGGGUUCACAAUGGGUAGGCGACAAACUCAUCGUGUUAUAUAUCUAGGCCCAAAUCUUGACUUGUUGUGCCUCCCAGAAGGCGGGAUUCCAUGUCAUUCUGCGCCAGUUCCUGGGUUGUGGCUGCCGACGAAUGAGGACCUUGUUGGGCACCCUAACGGUCCAAAGCACUUAUCAUGACUGGUAGGGGCCGUCAAGGUCCCCAAUUCGUCCCAUGUGCCAAUCGUCAUGGACGACCUU